CAGGCGGAUGGCCGGUCGCCACGGUCGUCCAUGUCACGCGGACGGUCGGUCGCCACGGUCGUUUUGCGAUUGGCCCCUCAGUUCCCCAAACGCUCUCCGCAUCUUUCUUUUGAUUGAUCCCCACAUUCCCAACCAGCAAAAGCAACUCGAUCUGCAAGACAGCAGCAUCUGAGGAAGCAAAGCAUCCGAUCCAACCUCCUCCCGGCGCCCCAUGGAUGAAUCUGACGAGCGCGGCAACGGCGGCGGCGGCGGCCACCACCACGGCUACGAGUGGAAGCUCCCGGCGGCGCUGUCGGCGAACACGACGAGCGUGCACGUGACGGCGCUGGACGGGGUGGUCAACGUGAACUCGCUCUUCACGGUGGCCGUCUUCGUGGGCCUCUCCCUCGCGACCCCCGGCGAGCUCCGCAGCCUCGCCGGCGACUCGUCCUGCGACGCCGGGCCCGACGUGGCGCGGUCCCUGCUCGUCCUCGAGGUGGUCGCCUUCUCCUCCUUCCUCUUCUCCAGCCUCGUGGCGCAGGGCCUCAAGCUCGCGAUCAACCUCAUCAACUCCAAGGAUCCCGACGACACGCACGCCCACAUCGACGCCCGCCUGCUCCGGCUGGGGAUGCUGGCCUCCGCCGUGGGCUCCGUCGUCGGCUGCGUCUUCUUGAUGGCCUCCAUGGUGAUGGUCGUGCAGAUCCGGCUCGGCACCCUGGGAUGCGCCAGCAACCGGGCCGCUGCCAAGGCCGCCGCGGGGCUCGUCGGGCUCGUCUCCACCGCCCUCGUCGUGUACAUCAGCACCGUCUUCUACACUUUCACUCACUGAUUGACAGAUUGCUGCUGCUGAUACAUCAGGUUCCAUGGAUCUUGCUUGCCAGUUGCCACUGUCUCGUUUUUUUUAGUAGCUUUUAACGGGGUGAUGAGAUGUUUUAGCAAAUAUUUCUGCUGUCUAUGUAAAAUAUAUUGUUGCAUCCGCGAGCUAAUUAGAACUUGAUCAAA
This is a messenger RNA of Aegilops tauschii subsp. strangulata, 981 nucleotides long. RefSeq lists its product as uncharacterized. Lineage: Eukaryota; Viridiplantae; Streptophyta; Magnoliopsida; Poales; Poaceae. The record is from RefSeq and is a predicted model, not a curated record.